GAAUAGUGACCUGGGCUGUAGCUCUGAAACAGAAGCAGAUGAGCAACAUAAAAAAUAUGUGGAGAUUAAUCCCACAGCCUCAGAUAUCAACAUGGCAGGAGAACCAAAACCAUACAGACCAAAACCUGGCAACAAGCGGCCACUUUCAGCACUUUACAGACUUGAAUCAAAGGAGCCUUUCCUGUCCGUUGGUGGUUAUGUCUUUGAUUAUGAUUACUACAGAGACGAUUUCUACAAUCGGUUGUUUGAUUACCACGGCCGUGUCCCCCCACCACCCCGUGCAGUGAUUCCACUGAAGCGUCCUCGUGUGGCUGUGACAACAACUCGCAGAGGCAAAGGGGUUUUCUCCAUGAAAGGAGCAUCACGAUCCACCUCAAGUGGGGCUUCUUCCUCAGGAUCCAAAUCACCCACCCGUCUUCCCCUGCCCCUUAUGUGGAGUGAUACUGUCCUUGGAAGCGUCACUGGAAGAGGAAGAGAAAGAUCAG
Cariama cristata (Red-legged seriema) is the source of this 485-nucleotide messenger RNA. Its product is annotated as RNA-binding Raly-like protein. Gene Ontology annotation, cellular component: nucleus. The record is from RefSeq and is a predicted model, not a curated record. Lineage: Eukaryota; Metazoa; Chordata; Aves; Cariamiformes; Cariamidae. The annotation marks the transcript as partial. The transcript is spliced from 6 exons. Gene Ontology annotation, molecular function: RNA binding.